AGCUCAUUGAAGUGUUGUCAUUAAACAAAAAAACACAAUGGAGGAGCCGAAGAAAUACAAGAGGAUGGUAGUGAAGCAGACGAUGAACAAGAACAAGAAGAGGAAGAAGAACAAAACGGGUCAUGGAUCCGGGUUGCUCCAAAUGAAGGUGAGGAGACUCCAAAUACUGAUACCGGGUGGGCAAAGAUGCAACCACCCGGAUCUGCUUUUAUCAAAGACACUUGAUUAUAUUGUGCAUAUGAAGUUGAAGCUAAGAAUUCUUAAAGCUCUCUCCGAUAUGUACUCUCUUUGAACUUAUCGUAAGAUAUAUUAUUCGUAACAUUAUUCUUCUUCUCUCCAUCGUCCUCUGUACUAUAUAGAUUUGAUCCAAAGUGUUG
Molecule: messenger RNA, 377 nt
Organism: Capsella rubella
Lineage: Eukaryota; Viridiplantae; Streptophyta; Magnoliopsida; Brassicales; Brassicaceae
Product: transcription factor IBH1-like 1
Exons: 1
Coding region: 38-292 (84 amino acids)
Biological process (GO): regulation of DNA-templated transcription
Source: RefSeq, a predicted model, not a curated record